Messenger RNA from Rhododendron vialii, 1491 nucleotides. Its product is annotated as steroid 5-alpha-reductase DET2. The transcript has a single exon. NCBI's taxonomy places the organism in Eukaryota, Viridiplantae, Streptophyta, Magnoliopsida, Ericales, Ericaceae. The coding region runs from base 607 to 1386 and encodes 259 amino acids. Gene Ontology annotation, molecular function: 3-oxo-5-alpha-steroid 4-dehydrogenase activity. Gene Ontology annotation, biological process: brassinosteroid biosynthetic process. Gene Ontology annotation, cellular component: membrane. The record is from RefSeq and is a predicted model, not a curated record.
CACCGGGAAAAAAAAAAAGGGGCAAAAACAGCAACCCCUCCCUCUCUCUCUAACUUUUCUCUCUCAUUUCCUCUCAACCUCAACCCAAAAAACCAGCAAACAUAAACGAACCCACUCUCUCUCUCUCUCUCUCUCUCUCUCUCCUCUUUAAACAAGAACGGAAACCCCAUCUCUCUCUCCCUCCUUUUGAAACAAAAUCCCAAACCAGAUCUUUUAAUUCCGAUUCGAACCGUUCGCCAUCAUCCUCUGUGUCGUGGUCUUCAUCUUCAACAGUUGCUUCCCCAACCAGGUCUUUGUCGUCAGUUGGCAGAGAGGAAGGGAUUAAAAUAAUCCAAUGCGAGUGAACAGUAGCUCUGUAAAGAAAACGAGGUACUGUAGAAAAUGUUUUUUUUUUUGUAAAAUAGUGAGGGAGGAAGAGAGGCUGAUAUUGGGGUGUUUUGGGGUUGUUUUUCAGUUUUGGCUCUUUAAUUUAAUUUGGAGAGGGAAGAAGAGAGAUAGAUCUGGAUGCUCUAACCACCAAUACAUAUUUAUUCCAUUUUUAUUUAAGUGCAGAUCCACAUCACUCAAAAAAGUCUUCUCUCCUCACAAAUCCAACAACAAACCACCAUGUCCUCGGACCAAACCCUUUUCCACUACAGCCUCCUCUCUCUCCUCCUCUCCGGCCCCCCCACCGCCCUCUCUCUCCUCUUCCUCCAGGCCCCCUACGGCAAGCACCGCCGUCCGGGGUGGGGCCCCACCAUCUACCCACCUCUCGCCUGGUUCCUCAUGGAAAGCCCCAGCCUCUGGCUAACCCUCCUCCUCUUCCCUCUGGGCCGACACCACUCCAACCCAAGAGCCCAAACCCUAAUCUCCCUCUUCCUCCUCCACUACCUCCACCGCGCCAUCAUAUACCCACUCAAGAUCCACUUCAGAACCCACGAACGGAAACCCACCGGCGGUUUCCCGGUCACCAUCGCCGCGAUGGCCUUCGCGUUCAACCUCUUGAAUUCCUACCUCCAAGCCAGGUGGGUGUCUCACUACGCCGACUUCGGGAGCGACGGGUGGUUCUGGUGGCGGUUUCCCGGCGGGUUGGCGGUUUUCGCAGGCGGUAUGGCGGCGAACGUGACGGCGGACAUGGUUUUGUUGAGGCUGAAGGGGGAGGGCGGGGGUUAUAGGGUGCCCAGGGGAGGGUGGUUUGAGGUGGUGAGCUGCCCGAAUUAUUUCGGGGAGGUGGUGGAGUGGUUGGGCUGGGCCUUGAUGACUUGGUCUUGGGCCGGGCUCGGGUUUUUUCUUUUCACGUGUGCCAACUUGGUGCCCAGGGCACGUGCGAAUCACAAGUGGUAUUUGGAGAAGUUUGGGGAGGAUUAUCCCAAGAACAGGAAAGCUGUUAUUCCAUUUGUAUAUUGAGGACUAGCGUUCAACCCGUUUUAUGCACGGAUAAAACUAAUCCGUUUUAAUAUUGUGCCCGUUCAAACCUAUUUUUAUUAAUUGUCCUGUGCAUCUAGAUUGGAA